This is a messenger RNA of Salvia splendens (bonfire salvia), 1258 nucleotides long. RefSeq names its product putative F-box/LRR-repeat protein 23. The record is from RefSeq and is a predicted model, not a curated record. NCBI's taxonomy places the organism in Eukaryota, Viridiplantae, Streptophyta, Magnoliopsida, Lamiales, Lamiaceae. Gene Ontology annotation, molecular function: protein binding. The transcript has 2 exons. Bases 47 to 823 code for a protein of 258 amino acids.
ACCCCAAAAUCCCGCGCAUUUCAAAACGGAACCCUAGAUUCCGAAAAUGUUCAGCAAGAGAAGGAAAUCAAACAGAGCUGAAUAUCCAAUUCCGGCGCCGGCAGCCGCACCUUCGCCGCCUCCAUCGAUCGAACUGCCGGAGGAUUUGACGGCGAAUAUCCUGCAAAGGUUGGAUGCCGAGGAGAUAAUUGUGAGUGCGAUGCUGGUGUGUAGUACAUGGUGGAGAGUCUGCAAGAAUCCCGCCAUAUGGCGCGUUAUCGAUUUGGACUAUCGACGUUGCCAGCAAUCCGACGAUUUUGAUAACAUUCGUAGCGCAGUGGAUUUUGAUAUCAUUUGGCGUAGCGCUGUGGAUCGUAGCCAGGGACAAUUGCUCGAGCUAAAGCUUGCCUAUUUGGAAGCAGAAGAUGGGAUUCUAAACUACGUCGCCGAGCGAUCAAGUCAGCUUCGAUGCCUUACACUUGAAAGGUAUUUCGGAAGGGAUGAUGUUGCUUGGACCGAUGCAAUAAAAAAAUUCACACAACUGGAAGAGUUACACUAUAUUAUAAUGCCAGAAUUCGAUAUCAUAGAUUUUGAAACCAUCGGCACCUCAUGCCCCAUGUUGAAAUCAUUUACAUAUAACGAAUUUUGUUGUGAGCAGUCAGAAGAGGAGGAUGACCUCGAUGAUGGUGUAAGAUUCUCCGUUCGGUAUGGUGUUGCAAUUGGAAAAACCAUGCAUAAUCUGUGCCAUCUCAGACUUUGGGCACUGGAGACGAAGAAUGAGGGACUGGAAGCCAUUCUCAAUGGCUGUCACUCGACCUUCGGAGAUGCUAUGGUCUUGAUCUAGAAGGAGCUCUAGGUAAAAGAUGUUGUGACUUGUGAGCAAGUAAAACAUCUGAAGCUCCCUUCCGACGGUACCAGUGAUAUUGAUGUUCUACUCGAAGACCCCGAAGAAAUUUUUUGGGGAUUAUCAAAUUUGCGGGAACUCUAAGGCCUUUCUUGGUAUGAUGUAAUGAUAUGAGGGUGGAAUGGAAUGAACUUAGCAAAUGACUAUAAUGAACUUAGGAAUAACAUUUCAUUCCAUCGUACCAAAAAAGGCUCAACAUAUUCGAUUGCUUCAAUGCUGACAUCUAUUAAUAUGAUGUUUGUGGAGGUUUUGCUGGUUCUUACUAUUUCUGGUCUUGAGAGAUGAAAAUACUAAGGGGCCUUAUAUUUCAAGAUAAGCAUCUUCACUUUUUGUGUAGGUAAUUAAUCUAUCGCAUGCUCAUCUAUGAUUAGUUUA